AUGGCAGAGGCAGUAGGACUCGCCCUCAGCGUCCUACCAAUCGUCAUCUGGGCCCUGGAAAAGUACUCGGAGCCGUUCGAGGCCUACAGCGACUAUCACAAUGCGAUUAGCACGCUACAGGCCAACCUGCAGAUCCAGCGGAUGCAUCUCGAGGCCACUUUUCAGAGCAUCGGCCUGCGGCACCCGACGCCUCGCGAGCUGCAUGAGUGCCUGCAGCAAAAGUUUCCGCAGAACCACACGGAGCUGUUGUUUAUUAUUCGGCAGAUGGAUGCCUUGAUGCUGGGGCUGAUGGAGAACCUGCAAGUAGACAUAAGCCGAAAACCUCUCUGGACUCACGAGUCUCCCGAAAGAGCAGCAUGGGAAUGGCGUCGCGUCAAGCGCAGUUUCCGCGCAAAGAAAUGCGACAGGAUCAUCCACGACCUGCGCAACUGGAACGACGACCUGCGGCACCUCAUCAACAGCGCAGAAACCUUACCCAAUGAUGAGAGCCACGCCGUGAGGAGAGUAAGACGUCUAUAUAAUCGAAGCAACUGCGAGUCAGUACGAAACACUCUCAGAUCCCUCCACCGGGCUCUGCAGUACGGGCUGAGCGGCGAUGGUGCCCAGUGCCAUCAAGUCUGCAUAGAGCUGAAUAGUCUUCAUGUAGGAGGCUUUCCGCUACUAACUUUCCGUAUCGGGAUUCAGCACGAGCCAAAUGGACCUCAGGCUUCUUCUCCAUGGAAACUCUUCUACGCCGCUGGCGAAGCAGUCAAGGAGACCUCGGGAGCGAUAUCGCCGCCGCUUACAUUAUCCAGGCCCUCGACUCUUCGAUCACGGCGAUCUUCUUAUUUGCGGGAUAGGGCUCAUAGCAUAUGGAGCAAAUCGCGAGAUUCAUUUGCGUUUGUUAAACAGCUUCCAACGCCCAGAGCAAGUGUGGAGGACGCUUCCAUCACAUCUGCUACGCCAUUCCUACCGGACUGCAUCACAACACGCUCUCGACCAAUAACGAACCUCUGCGAGAAACUAGAAGCUGCUCCCACCGGAGAAGUAUUCGGUUCUAUCAAAGAUCUCGACGAUCCCUCAUCGCCUCAUGAGCGAACAUUCUCAUUAAACCACUUAUCUCGAAAUCAUGACACGGUAAUUCGAGACGUCUCACUCGAAAAGAUUCUCGCUACAGAAUCCCAACGAGUAGCUCCAGCCAUCCAACCCCUCUCCGCAAAACGAAGAUAUGGCAUCGCCGCAUCUCUCGCCUGGGCAGUUUUAUAUCUCGCAGACAGCCCCUGGCUCACACAAGGGUUAGACAGACGAAGAAUCAAGCUAUUCCUUCAAAAAAAGCAAUCCAGCGGCUACAUAAGCCUCUCCGAAAAAGCAUAUCUCUCAUGCCUCAUCUCAAAACCAACAUCCCUUCCCUCACCAGCAUCAUCCACCACCUCCUUACGAAAAGGCACCCCCAAAAAUCUCAUAUUCGAACUGGGAAUUCUCCUCAUAGAGCUCGCCGUCAACCAGUCCUUCAGCGAAGAAUCUCUUUCCGCAAUCCUCAAAGACGAUUUUCGCCCGCUAAAACUACAUCUUAACCGCGUAGAGCAAGAGGCCGGGAUAUAUUACUUCAACGCCGCACAACGAUGCGUGUACGGCGUCUUUCUGGCGGAUCAGGGCCAGAUGGACUUUGACUUGGAAAAGUUUCAAAAUGAGUUUUAUAGUACUGUUGUGGCGCCCUUGCAAGCGACGUACGAUUCACGAUGA
Trichoderma gamsii is the source of this 1722-nucleotide messenger RNA. RefSeq lists its product as hypothetical. The transcript has 2 exons. Lineage: Eukaryota; Fungi; Ascomycota; Sordariomycetes; Hypocreales; Hypocreaceae. Bases 1 to 1722 code for a protein of 573 amino acids. The record is from RefSeq and is a predicted model, not a curated record.